AUUACUAGGAACUAUGCUUCUUCGAGCUGGUGUUUGGAUGAGUUGUUGGAGAUUAUCAAGUGCAAGGAAGCUAUGGGACAAAUAGUGAUGACUGUUUUUUACGGAGUAGAUCCAUCUGAUGUGCGGAAACAGACAGGAGAAUUCGGGAGGGCUUUCGAUGAAACGUGUUCUCGAAGUACGAAAGAGAAGAGGCGUAGAUGGAGUCAAGCUUUGAACCAUGUGGGAAACAUAGCUGGAGAACACUUCCAAAACUGGGACAAUGAGUCAAAGAUGAUUGAAAAGAUUUCUAGAGAUAUUUCAAACAUAUUAAAUACUACAAUCUCUAGAGAUUUUGAUGAUAUGGUUGGGCUUGAAGCACACUUGGAGGAAAUGAAGUAUUUGUUAGAUUUAGAUUAUGAGGAUGGAGCUAUGAUAGUUGGAAUAUGUGGUCAUGCAGGCAUUGGUAAGACUACCAUUGCUAGAGCUUUACAUAGUUUACUCUCCAGUAGUUUCCAGCUUAGUUGUUUUAUGGAGAAUCUUAGGGGAAGCUUUAAUAGUGGUCUUGACGAGUAUGGCUCGAAGCUAAGUUUACAAGAGCAGCUUCUUUCAAAGAUUUUAAACCAAAAUGGUAUGAGAAUAUACCAUUUAGGUGCGAUACAAGAAAGGCUAUGUGACCAAAAAGUGCUAAUCAUUCUUGAUGAUGUGAAUGAUCUAAAGCAAUUAGAGGCUUUGGCUAAUGAGACUAAUUGGUUUGGUCCUGGAAGUAGGAUCAUUGUGACCACAGAAGAUCAAGAGAUUUUGGAGGAACAUGGUAUCAACAAAACUUACCAUGUGGGUGGGGGCGGGGGGGAUGAGUGGGAAGCUCUAUUGGACAGGCUAGAAACUAGUCUUGAUCGAAAUGUCGAGGGAGCACUUAGAGUUGGGUAUGAUAGCUUACAUGUAGAAGAACAAGCGCUAUUUCGCUACAUGGCGGUCUUUUUCAACUACAAUAAAGAUGAUCAUGUGAUCGCAAUGCUCGCUGACAGUAACUUGGAUGUCAAACAAGGGUUGAAAAUCCUAACCAAGAAAUCACUCAUAUAUAAAUCUACCAGUGGGAAAAUAGUAAUGCACAAAUUACUACAACAAGUGGGUAGACAAGCAAUUCAUAGACAAGAGCCUAGGAAACGCCACAUCUUGAUAGAUGUAGAUGAGAUUUCUCUUGAGAAUGACACAGAUACUAGAGCUGCUAUAGGCAUAUCGCUUGAUACAUCUGGAAUCAACAAAGUUUUCAUAAGUGAGGGAGCUUUCAAAAGAAUGCGUAAUCUUCGAUUCCUAAGUGUCUACAAGACAAGAUAUGUUCAAAAUGAUCAAGUGGACAUACCUAAGGACUUGGAGUUUCCACCUCAUCUACGGUUACUUCGCUGGGAAGCAUACCCACGAAAUGCUCUUCCUACUACAUUUCAUCCAGAAUAUCUUAUAGAACUCGAUUUGCAAGAGAGCCAGCUUGAGAGGCUUUGGCAAGGAACACAGCCACUUACAAAUCUCAAGAAAAUGGAUUUGACACGAUCUUCUCAUUUGAAGGAACUUCCAGAUCUUUCAAAUGCUACAAAUCUCGAGAGAUUGGAACUAAGUUAUUGCAAGAGUUUGGUGGAGAUUCCUUCCUCUUUUUCGGAACUUCGAAAACUAGAGACGUUGAUAAUACACAACUGCACAAAGCUAGAAGUUGUUCCAACUCUCAUCAACUUGGCAUCUCUUGAUUUCGUCGACAUGCAAGGUUGCUCACAAUUAAAAAGUCUUCCAGGUAUUUCUACACACAUCUCAAUACUCGUUAUAGAUGACACAGUGUUAGAAGAACUGCCUACAUCAAUCAUACUUUGCACUCGUCUUACGUCUCUCUUUAUAAAAGGCAGUGGAAACUUUAAGACAUUAACACCUCUCCCUAUGAGUCUAAAGUAUCUAGACCUAAGGUGUACGGGUAUUGAAAAGAUUCCAGAUUGGAUCAAAGAUCUUCAUGAGCUAGAUUUACUUCAUAUAGGAGGAUGUAGAAAACUCAAAUCGCUGCCACAGCUUCCUUUUUCGCUCAAGUGGUUAAAUGCAUGCGACUGCGAAUCACUGGAAAGUGUUUCAAGCUUAAAUUCAUAUGUGGACUACAAUUUCACCAAUUGCUUCAAACUGAACCAAGAAGCACGAAGUAUUAUCCAACAAUCAUUCUUUCCCAUGUUGAGAGUUUUACCAGGAAGAGAAGUGCCCGAAACGUUCAAUCACCAAGCUAAAGGAAAUUUCUUGACCAUCAGUGAUAGUCAUUUUUCUGCAUUCUCAAGAUUUAAAGCUUGCAUUGUGAUUUCCCCUACCAGGUUAAUCACUGAGAGAAGAAGGCUUAUUAGUUUAUUGUGUCGUCUCAUAAGCAAAAACGGUGACUCCAUCAACGAAGUUUAUCAUUGUUUUAGCUUACCUGAUCAGUCCCCGGGAACACAAUCGGAACAUCUUUGUUUAUUUCACGCUAACUUGCUCGAGAGAGAUAGAUGUUUUGAAGUAGACAGUGAGAUAUUGUUCGAAUUUAGCUGCACACCUUCUGACGCCUACGAGAUUGUUCGAUGUGGUGUUGAAAUAUAUGGAAUCGAAAUCGUCCAACAACAGAGCGAUUGGACCAUCAAUGCAUCUGAAGACGAAACUGUAAAUAUUUCUGACGACGCAGAUAGACAUACAUGCAAAUCCGAUAAGGUAUCUGAAGAAGCCAAUGUAAAAGGUCAUAAACGUAUAUGUUUAUGGAGUUGGCUGCGUAGGAGAUAG
Molecule: messenger RNA, 2748 nt
Organism: Arabidopsis lyrata subsp. lyrata
Lineage: Eukaryota; Viridiplantae; Streptophyta; Magnoliopsida; Brassicales; Brassicaceae
Product: disease resistance protein RML1A
Biological process (GO): defense response; signal transduction
Molecular function (GO): ATP hydrolysis activity; ADP binding
Source: RefSeq, a predicted model, not a curated record